ACGAUGUACCAUAACAGUAGCCAGAAACGGCACUGGACUUUCGCCACUGAAGAGCAACUAACACGACUGCGGGCCGACGCCAAUCGCAAAUUCAAAUGCAAAGCGGUGGCAAACGGGAAGGUUCUUCCAAAUGAUCCAGUCUUUCUUGAGACUCAUGAAGAAAUGAUGCUCUGCAAAUACUAUGAGAAAAGAUUAUUGGAAUUCUGUUCAGUUUUUAAGCCAGCAAUGCCACGAUCUGUUGUGGGUACAGCCUGUAUGUAUUUCAAGCGAUUCUAUCUUAAUAACUCAGUGAUGGAAUAUCACCCCCGGAUAAUACUACUCACUUGUGCAUUUCUAGCCUGCAAAGUAGAUGAAUUCAAUGUAUCUAGUCCACAAUUUGUUGGAAAUCUUCGGGAGAGUCCUCAUGGACAGGAGAAGGCACUGGAACAGAUUUUGGAAUAUGAACUACUUCUUAUACAGCAACUAAAUUUCCACCUUAUUGUCCACAAUCCAUAUAGACCAUUUGAAGGCUUCCUUAUUGAUUUAAAGACUCGUUAUCCCAUGUUGGAGAACCCAGAGAUUUUGAGGAAAACAGCUGAUGACUUUCUUAAUAGAGUGGCAUUGACAGAUGCGUAUCUUUUAUAUACACCUUCCCAAAUUGCUCUGACUGCCAUUUUAUCUAGUGCUUCAAGGGCUGGAAUUACUAUGGAAAGUUAUUUAUCAGAGAGUCUUAUGCUGAAAGAGAACAGAACCUGCUUGUCACAGUUACUAGAGAUAAUGAAAAGUAUGAGAAACUUAGUAAAAAAAUAUGAACCACCCAGAUCUGAAGAAGUGGCUGUUUUGAAACAGAAGUUGGAGAGAUGUCACUCUGCUGAGCUUGCACUCAAUGUAAUUACGAAGAAGAGGAAAGGCUAUGAAGAUGAUGAUUAUGUUUCAAAGAAAUCCAAACAUGAAGAGGAAGAAUGGACUGAUGACGACCUGGUAGAUUCCCUUUAA
Messenger RNA from Chrysochloris asiatica (Cape golden mole), 975 nucleotides. It is a transcript of the gene CCNH, whose product is annotated as cyclin H. The coding region runs from base 4 to 975 and encodes 323 amino acids. Gene Ontology annotation, molecular function: cyclin-dependent protein serine/threonine kinase regulator activity. The record is from RefSeq and is a predicted model, not a curated record. Gene Ontology annotation, biological process: regulation of cyclin-dependent protein serine/threonine kinase activity; regulation of transcription by RNA polymerase II; DNA-templated transcription. The transcript has 9 exons. Gene Ontology annotation, cellular component: transcription factor TFIIK complex; nucleus. NCBI's taxonomy places the organism in Eukaryota, Metazoa, Chordata, Mammalia, Afrosoricida, Chrysochloridae.